Acipenser ruthenus (sterlet) is the source of this 4063-nucleotide messenger RNA. Its product is annotated as trifunctional purine biosynthetic protein adenosine-3-like. Lineage: Eukaryota; Metazoa; Chordata; Actinopteri; Acipenseriformes; Acipenseridae. Gene Ontology annotation, molecular function: phosphoribosylamine-glycine ligase activity; phosphoribosylformylglycinamidine cyclo-ligase activity; ATP binding. The coding region runs from base 174 to 3206 and encodes 1010 amino acids. Gene Ontology annotation, biological process: 'de novo' IMP biosynthetic process; adenine biosynthetic process. The transcript is spliced from 22 exons. The record is from RefSeq and is a predicted model, not a curated record. Gene Ontology annotation, cellular component: cytosol.
CUUCAUUACCACACGUGGUGCCUUGCCGCGGUGUGUGGAGAGGGGUUUAUGUGUUCCUCGCUCUGACUGCGCGUACAUCCAGACGUAGUGUAGCGACAGCUGUCCUCGUGUGCUUCUACUGAGGAGAAACUUGCAAUUUACAGCUGCAUCAGGUACACACUUCAUACAGUGCGAUGGCGGAGCGUGUCUUGGUCAUCGGGAGCGGGGGCAGGGAGCACUCCCUGGCCUGGAAGCUGGCCCAGUCUCCUCUCGUACAGCAGGUCCUGGUUGCUCCUGGGAAUGCCGGCACCGCUGACAACGGGAAGAUCUCCAAUUCAGCGGUGUCGGUGAGUAAUCACUCCAUUCUGGCUCAGUUCUGCAAGGAUCACAGUGUGGGGCUGGUGGUGGUGGGGCCGGAAGCACCUCUGGCUGCAGGGAUGGUGGAUGACCUCACUGCGGCGGGGGUCUGUUGUUUCGGACCCUCUGCAAAGGCAGCCCAGCUGGAGGCCAGUAAGAGUUUCUCCAAGGAGUUCAUGGACCGGCACGGCAUCCCCACGGCCCGCUGGAGAGCCUUCACUGACCCUCAGGAGGCCUGCAGCUUCAUCCACAGCGCUGAGUUCCAGGCUCUGGUGGUGAAGGCGAGCGGUCUGGCCGCUGGGAAAGGAGUGAUCGUGGCAGAUGACAAGGACCAGGCAUGCAGGGCAGUGUGGGACAUCAUGCAGGACAAGACGUUCGGAGCUGCAGGGGAGACAGUGGUGGUGGAGGAGCUGCUGGAAGGAGAGGAGGUUUCGUGCCUAUGUUUCAGCGACGGCUCCACUGUGGCCCCGAUGCCUCCUGCACAAGACCACAAGCGACUCCUGGAUGGAGACCUGGGCCCCAAUACAGGGGGCAUGGGGGCGUACUGCCCCACUCCACAGGUUUCAGAGGAUCUGCUUCAGAAGAUCAGAGAGACAGUAUUGCAGAAAACGGUGGACGGGAUGAGACAGGAGGGGAGCCCCUAUGUUGGGGUUCUGUACGCAGGGCUGAUGCUGACCCGGGAUGGGCCCAGGGUGCUGGAGUAUAACUGUAGGUUUGGAGACCCGGAAUGCCAGGUGCUGCUGCCCCUGCUGAAGAGCGACCUGUACCAAGUGAUCCAGGACACGAUGCAGGGGAGACUAGCAUCUAGCACCCCCACCUGGCAGGAGAACAGCGCUGCUGUUACUGUGGUGAUGGCGAGUGGAGGGUAUCCAGGAGACUAUAAGAAGGGCAUUGAGAUCACAGGCCUGUCUCGGGUGAAGGAGCUGGGGCUGCAGGUGUUCCAUGCUGGCACUGUGCUGAAGGAGGGCAGGGUGCUGACCAGCGGAGGCAGAGUGCUGACCGUCACCGCCGUCAACCGCGACUUGCCCACCGCACUGCAGAACGCCAACAAGGGUGUGGCCAGCGUGCAGUUCCAGGGGGCCGUCUACCGCAGAGACAUCGGGCAACGGGCCAUCGCCUUCCUCCAGCAGCAACGUGGACUGACCUACAAGGACAGUGGAGUGGACAUCGCUGCAGGGAACGCUCUUGUUGACCUGAUCAAACCGCUGGCCGCAGCCACUGCCCGGAAAGGGUGCAGUGCUGAGCUGGGCGGGUUUGCAGGCCUGUUUGACCUGAAAGCAGCGGGGUACAUAGACCCUAUCCUUGUGUCUGGGACUGAUGGAGUGGGAACCAAGCUGAAGAUCGCACAGGAGUGUAAAAAGCACGACACUCUGGGACAGGACCUGGUGGCUAUGUGUGUGAAUGACAUCCUGGCGCAGGGGGCGGAGCCUCUCUUCUUCCUCGAUUACUUCUCAUGCGGGAAGCUGGAUGUGGGCGUGGCUUCCUCGGUCAUCGCUGGCAUCGCUGAGGCCUGCAAAACAGCCGGCUGCGCAUUGCUGGGGGGCGAGACGGCGGAGAUGCCGGGGGUGUACCCCCCAGGGGAGUACGACCUGGCUGGCUUCGCGGUGGGCGCGGUGGAGAGAGACAGGAUGCUCCCGCGCCUCGACUCCAUCUCCGCCAGAGACCUGCUCCUGGGGAUCGCCUCCUCCGGGGUCCACAGCAACGGAUUCAGCCUGGUCCGCAAGGUGCUCCAGAGGGCCUGCCUGCAGUACUCCUCCCCAGCGCCGUUCGGGGCGGCCGGCCAGACUGUGGGGGAGGUGCUUCUCACUCCAACCAAGAUCUACAGCAAGCUGCUUCAGCCAAUCCUGCGCAGCGGAGCAGUGAAGGCAUACGCCCACAUCACGGGGGGCGGGCUCUUAGAGAACAUCCCCAGGGUUCUCCCCAAAACCCUGGCUGUGGACUUGGACGCCUCUCUGUGGAAGAUCCCGGAGGUGUUCUCCUGGCUGCAGCGAGAGGGCCAGCUCUCUGAGGAGGAGAUGGGGCGCACCUUUAACUGCGGGCUGGGCAGCGUGCUGGUGGUGGGGCGCGAGGCCGCAGACGAGGUCCUGAGAGAACUGAAGAGCCACGAGGAGGCGUGGGUCAUAGGAACAGUAACGCAGCAGCAGCCAGGCGAGGAGAGGGUGCUGAUCCGAAAUCUCCUCCGCUCUGUGCAGUCUGGCUCCAGGGGGACCCCAGUGAGCACUGGCCUUCGAAGUGGAGACCCCGAGCGCAGAGCCAGGGUGGCCGUCCUCAUCUCAGGAACAGGCACAAACCUGCAGGCCCUGAUGGAGCAGGUGAAGAAGCCAUGGAGCUCCGCUGAGAUCGUCCUGGUCAUCUCCAACCGGCCCGGGGUGGAGGGGCUGAAGAAGGCAGCACUGGCAGGGAUCCCGACCAGGGUCGUGGAUCACAAGCAGUACGGGAGCCGCGCUGAGUUCGACAGCACCAUCGAGCGGGUCUUGGAGGAGUUCAGUGUGGAGGUGGUCUGUCUCGCCGGGUUCAUGAGGAUCCUCAGCGGCCCCUUCGUCAGGAAGUGGAGCGGUAAACUGCUGAACGUUCACCCCUCCCUGCUGCCCUCCUUCAAGGGGGUGAAUGCUCACAGACAGGUCCUGCAGGCUGGGGUUCGGGUCUCGGGCUGUACUGUGCAUUUCGUAGCUGAGGAAGUCGAUGCAGGAGCCAUCAUUGUCCAGGAGGCGGUGCCAGUGAUGGUGGGUGACACAGAGGACAGCCUAUCGGAGCGGGUGAAGGAGGCGGAGCAUCGAGCUUUCCCUGCCGCUCUGGAGCUGGUGGCUAGCGGCACUGUGCGGCUCGGAGAGGACAACAAGAUCCGCUGGAACACCCAGGAGCAGCACUAGACUGGAGCAUCCCAAUACUAACAAGAUCCUCUGGAACACCCAGGAGCAGCACUAGACUGGAGCAUCCCAGUACCAACGAGAUCCGCUGGAACACCCAGGAGCAGCACUAGACUGGAGCAUCCCAGUACCAACGAGAUCCGCUGGAACACCUAGGAGCAGCACUAGACUGGAGCAUCCCAAUACCAACAAGAUCCGCUGGAACACCCAGGAGCAGCACUAGACUGGAGCAUCCCAAUACCAACGAGAUCCGCUGGAACACCCAGGAGCAGCACUAGACUCCCAAUUCCAACAAGGAACUGUUUACAUCUCACCCCGGGAUCAGAGCUGGAGUGAGAUUGUGGCUUCAUUAAGUGACACUGUGUUUGCUAAUGAACCCAUACAGAAUCAUUCCCAAGAGCACACACAUACACACUCACUCACUCUAGUGACUUUUUUUGGUUUCCGGUUGAUGAAGACCUAAUCCUUUGAGGUAUUGUGUUGAUGCUCAGUGCUAUGCUGAUUCAGUUAUUCUCUCCUCGUGUUUUGAUCAUGGGUUUUGUUGAAGAGAUAUUAUCCCUUUUCAUUCCAGUUCUUUUUAAAGCUGCAGCUGCUACCAUGUGACUGGGUUAUAUAAACUGCAUGUUAAAUAUGUUACUGAUACUGACCUCCUGAAGUUUCAGCUUCGUUGGGACGGUACACUUUGGGUUAUUGUCUUGAUUUGUAUGACCUCAUUUCCAUUCCCAGUGUUGUGUAUUAAAGAUGAACCCUUUCGCUGCACAAGUUGCUUUAUCAAUCAUACCUGUACUUUUCCAUUGUGUGUUUAUAGUUGCUGCUCUGCUGUAUUCUGUUGUUUCUCUAUAAAGUCCCAUUGCAGGUGG